Molecule: messenger RNA, 1087 nt
Organism: Lycium barbarum (goji berry)
Lineage: Eukaryota; Viridiplantae; Streptophyta; Magnoliopsida; Solanales; Solanaceae
Exons: 3
Coding region: 24-953 (309 amino acids)
Biological process (GO): regulation of DNA-templated transcription
Cellular component (GO): nucleus
Molecular function (GO): DNA-binding transcription factor activity
Source: RefSeq, a predicted model, not a curated record
ACCCGCAAGAGAUUCUUGAGGUGAUGAAUGUGUCUGGUCUUACCAGGAUGCAAGUUGCAAGCCAUCUUCAGAAAUAUCGUAGCAACAAUUGGAGAGCUCCAAAAGACCGAAAAUCUAUUCAUAAGCCAUCAGGUCAAGGAUCCUCAAGUGGUUCUCCACAAAGACGUAGCUUUAGAAGAUUUGGGACAAUGCCUCGUCUUCAAACAAAUGUUCCAAAUAGGAAACAACAUCAACAUAACCCAGAUCAAACCCAAAAAGGCCCAGAGUUUUCAUUUCCCACAAUCAAUACCAACAGUAUUUUUGCUAGAGGAGAUAGUUCAACUCAGCAACAGCUCUAUCGCCCACAACUUCAGAUUCAACCGCCCCACCUCAACAUUGACAACCCAUUUUUGUUGGCCCAAAACAAUGCUAGUGGUGAGCCACAACAACAGCAUGGAUCAUUAUUUGGAAUGUCGGGUUCACAAGGACUACAAGACCCAAUUAUUGGGAGCAUUAAUUAUAGAUUUGGGUUGGCGUUUAACAUUGAGGAUCAUCAUACUCAAAAUGACUACAACUUGGAUCUCAAUGUGGCCCAUGUAGCAACAUAUUCAGGUAGUACAACAAUGUCCGGUACAAGCAUUCGAAAUGCAACAAUUAAUGAAUUAGGGGCAGUAAAUGCUAAUUUCCAGCAAUAUAUUGGUGAAGCAAACAUGUCUAAUUCAAACAAUAUUAUCGCGGCAUCACAUGCAAGUGAUAUUGAAGGAAGUGAUUCAAAUGAGAGGGAAAAUUGUGAUGCGUAUUUCGAUUUCAAUAAUAUGGGUUAUCUCUUCCAGAAUCUUGUACCUCCAAGUGCUAACCUACCUAAUGAACAUGGCAGUGAAUUUAAUCAAAUUUACUCUAAUGAUCAGGUAGCACCGACAACAAGUGUCCAGUUUCCAGGAAUAGCAAAUUGUUUUAACAAAUUAUCAACAUGAUGAUCCAGUGCUAUUAGAGAAUAUCAGCGACAGUGCUCAUAAAGGCUUUUUGUAGUGACAAGGUUGUUUUUCAAGUGAAAAUUGCCAUCUUUCAUUUUUCUGGAGACUAUUAUGUUUAAUUUGAUUUGGAUUGU